This is a messenger RNA of Aureobasidium namibiae CBS 147.97, 846 nucleotides long. RefSeq lists its product as uncharacterized. The record is from RefSeq and is a predicted model, not a curated record. NCBI's taxonomy places the organism in Eukaryota, Fungi, Ascomycota, Dothideomycetes, Dothideales, Saccotheciaceae. Bases 1 to 846 code for a protein of 281 amino acids. The transcript is spliced from 2 exons.
AUGGCAAAGGGAAAGAGAAAGUCUGAGGCGGAAGAAGACGAGAAGGAUGAGAAGAAGAACAGCAAGAAGGCUCGCUUAAGUUACGACUUCUUCCACGACAAGCCUGAGUCAGCCAAGAGAGAUGCUCCGACAGUACUUGUCUGUAGGGGCGAAAAGUGCCACGUGUUCCCGCAGAUCUUGGAGAUCAGCUCAAAAACAUUCUCACAACGCUGGGAACAUAUCGUGCAGAACAACCGUACCUACGCAGUGCUGGAUUCUCUAGCCAUUCGGGGUGUCCAGGUCUACGCUAACUGGGCGAUGGACCACGAGAAGCCGGCCCUGGUUGCAAUUAAUGACGAUGGAGGCGACAUCCUGGAUGAUCUGAUCACAUGCUACCUUACAGCUCGCGCACUACGGGCAUACUUACUCUGCGAUCUGCUCCUCUACGAAGCCUGCAAGGUCGGCAGUACUGCCGGCAUCAAUCUCGUUGUCCGCAGAACGCACAUCACAAAAGUCUACGAGGAGACAAAAAGAUCGAGUGAUGCUCUACGCAACUUCCUUGCUGCUGUGGUAGCCUAUCAACGCCGCAAUAGCCUGGCCAAUCCAAUAUCCGGCAAAGACGAACGUAUCGACAAACAAAGGUCAAGGUUCGAAGCUCUGCCACAAGACUUUCAGUUCGACCUCAUGGACGAGCUGUCCAAGAACAACGCAGCUGAAAACCCCUGCCAGAGACCAAAGAGAUUUUUGAAAGUCGUGAUCUAUCACAUGGAGAAGAAAGAAGAGAAGAGAGCGGCUGCAGUCCGAGCUCGAUUGGAGGCAAGAGGGAGCGAGGGCUCACCUUUGUUCGUGGAUGGAGAGGAUGACUGA